Messenger RNA from Solanum dulcamara, 2239 nucleotides. Its product is annotated as G2/mitotic-specific cyclin-2-like. Lineage: Eukaryota; Viridiplantae; Streptophyta; Magnoliopsida; Solanales; Solanaceae. The record is from RefSeq and is a predicted model, not a curated record. Gene Ontology annotation, biological process: regulation of cyclin-dependent protein serine/threonine kinase activity; mitotic cell cycle phase transition. Gene Ontology annotation, molecular function: cyclin-dependent protein serine/threonine kinase regulator activity. The transcript has 12 exons. Bases 771 to 2072 code for a protein of 433 amino acids. Gene Ontology annotation, cellular component: nucleus; cyclin-dependent protein kinase holoenzyme complex; centrosome.
UAGCUGGGAACAUACACGACUUAUCAUCUUACGCCCAUAAAUCUACUAGCCGUUGUUUUCAAAAUCAAUGAAAAAAAAAUACAAAAAAAAAAAACAAACUAUUUUGUCUUUAGAUUCUCUCUAUCUUCAAUUAAACAACCCCAAAAAUAAUUUGUAGAUAAUGAAAGAUAAAGAGAGCCUUUUUUUUUUCACUGAAUAGUUGAAUAGUUUCAUGGGGAGAAGUUCAUAGUUUCUCUGUUUUCUUUUGUUUGAAUCAUUUUGGGUAAUUUUCACUGAAAGAUUGGAUCUUUUUGAGAAUCAGUAUAAAGGGUUCUUGAUUUUGCAGGUUGAUGUUCGUCGUCUUUCUCUUUUCUUUUUGAAUCAUUUAGGUUAGUUUUACUGAAAGAUUAGAUCUUUUUGAUAAUCUGUAUAAAGGGUUCUUGCCAUGGAAAAUGUGCUUCGCAGAAAUGCAGGAUAAGACUGCGUAUAAUUGAUUGGGCCCCGUGCGUAACAUUAGCUUAGUACAUCGAACUUUCCUUUUUAGUAUAAAGGGUUCUUGAUUUUGCAGGUUUCUGUUCAUUGUAUCUUUCUUUUCUUUUUGAAUCAUUUGGGUUUUUUUCACUGAAAGAUUAGAUCUUUUUGAGAAUAAGUAUAAAGGUUUCUUGUUGUGGAAACAGUCUCUUGCAGAAAUGCACUGCGUAUAAUAGACCGAGCGGGCCCUUGCAUAAUAGGAAUUUAGUGCACUGGGCUGCUCUUUUAGUAUAAAGGGUUCUUGAUUUUGCAGGUUCAAGAUGGUUGGAUCAGAUGAGAAUUGCCAAGGUGUUAUCAGGCCUUCAAAUCAGCAAAGAGGAAUGGGGCAUAAUAGAAGGGCUCUAAGCACAAUAAAUGGGAACAUUGUUGAAGCUCCACAAUACCCUCGUAAAGUACACAAGAAAGAUAGCAGCAUCGACAAGAGUGUGGAUGGUGAUAAGAAUCCAAUUCAUCGACCAAUCACGAGUGUGGGGGAUUCUUGCUGCCGCAGGAAGUAUGCUGCACAAAUAGAUGGCAAGCAGCAACAACCAACACUCCAGGUAACAAAGCCGCCAGUCCAAAAAGCACCUAGUAGAAAUGAACUGGUAGAAGGUCCCAUCAUUAUCGAUGUAGAAGAUUACAAGGCCACAAGUGAUUACGUUGUGCCAAUGUCUGUGCAACACACAGAAGCAAUGAUGGAGGAAAUUGAUCGGAUGGAUGAAGAGAUAGAGAUGGAAGAUGUAGAAGAGACGUUAAUUGUGGACAUAGAUAGUGCUGAUAAAAAGGACACACUUGCAGUUGUGGAGUACAUUGAUGAUAUUCAUGCUUACUACAAGAAGAUUGAGAGUUCUAGCUCUGCCCCUCCAAACUAUAUGGAACAACAAUUCGAUAUCAAUGAGAGGAUGAGAGCUAUUCUCAUUGACUGGCUGAUUGAGGUACAUUACAAGUUUGAACUGAUGGAGGAGACUUUGUAUUUGACCAUAAAUCUUAUCGAUAGAUUCUUGGCAGUCCAGCCAGUGGUUAGGAAACAACUCCAGCUUGUUGGUGUAACUGCUAUGCUUCUAGCCUGCAAGUAUGAAGAAGUGUCAGUUCCUGUCGUUCAGGAUCUGGUUUUGAUUUCUGAUAAGGCUUACACCGAGAAAGAAGUACUUGAAAUGGAGAAGUUGAUGAUCAAUACCUUACAGUUCAAACUAUCAGUGCCUACGGCAUAUGUGUUUAUGAAGCGAUUUCUUAAAGCUGCGCAGUCUGAUAAGAAGGUGGAGCUUCUGUCUUUCUUCAUGACUGAACUAUGCCUCGUUGAGUAUGAAACACUUAGGUUCCCACCUUCAAUGCUAGCAGCUGCGGCGAUAUUUACUGCCCAAUGUACCCUAGGUGUGACAAAGGAGUGGACUAAAACUUGCGAGAAAUAUAGCAACUAUACUCGAGAUCAACUUCUGGAAUGUUCAAAACUGAUGGUUACUUUCCAUCAGAAGGCUGCAACUGGGAGGCUUACCGGUGUACACAGAAAGUAUAGCAUCUCUAAAUAUGGCUUUGUUGCAAAAUUCCCACCGGCUUCUUCUCUUUUAGAGACUAGGUUUUUUUAGCACAUGAUGUUACUGGAGAGCAACUGAUCAACAUAAGAUGCCUCGGACAAAACGUGUGUUUUGCCUCUUUUUUUGUGGUUACAUGGCUCUAUGUAAGGUCCAAGUACUUUUUUACAAAUUGUUGCUACUAUUUUGUGAAUCUAAAAUCUAUUUAGAUCCUUUUCUUA